Messenger RNA from Pelobates cultripes (western spadefoot toad), 18493 nucleotides. Lineage: Eukaryota; Metazoa; Chordata; Amphibia; Anura; Pelobatidae. The record is from the annotation of a GenBank genome assembly.
GCCAGCCAUAGGAUGUAAUAACACACAGCCCUUCACUAGAAACAGACACUGUAUUACAGUUCUCUCCAGCCAGUAACUCUGUAGCACAGUUCCAGGGAGCAAGGCAGUAGUCUGCUUCUUGAAUUAGAUCAGUCAAUUGCCCAUUCUCCUCUUUGCUAAGAUGUUUUCGAUUUGGACCACUCUCCUUCUGGCUGGAUGUUUGCUGUUACCUUCAGACUCUCAGCCCGAGAACCAAAAAGUAAAGCAAAGAUCUCUUCGACAAAAAGACUUGGAUAUCAUAGAUAAAGUGAGUUUAUUCGAGAAUAUAUUUUAUUUGUGUAAUUUUUUUUUUUUUUUUAUUAAAUGCAUUAUAAAACAACUUUAUCAAAUUCUGCAGCAAAAUAUAUCUGGUGGAAUAGCAUGUGUAGCAAAUCCCAAGUUUAAAAAGUGAGUUUAAACUGCGUGAGUUUCAUUUAAAAUUCACAGUGUAGAAGCAGACAUUUUUUUUUCUACGUAAAUGAAUACCAGAUGUGGCUUUCACCACUAAUUGUUGUCUAGAAACCGUUUUUUGAAACAAUAAUUCUGUGUCCUGCCCAGAAAUUGCAAUAUUCUUUUUGAUAUGUUAUAACAUGAUUGCUCCCGUUAACCGUUUGAGUCUAAUCGGAAGAGUAAAAAUGUACAGGUCUUUGGCAUGAAGCAAAACCCAAUGUAUGCCUAUUUUCUUCACUUUGAACUGAUAUCACAUCAAAUUCAAAAGCAUUGAACGCUUCUCUUAUGGAUACUGCAUUUAAAAAAAAAAAAAAAGAAUCUUGCAAUUUUAUUUUUGUGUAUUAUUGAUAUUACUUUUUAUUUUCGCGUAGUCUGUCUAUCUCUUGCAUAAAAGGUUCACCAUGUCUUAUUGCUUUUCAUGACCAAAUACAGUUAUAUGGCAAAGCAAAGAAGACAGCUAUUUCAUUCACUACUAAAUCCGCAGAUAUGUGCUGUGCUGUAAUCUAAUUUCUAAGCGGCGACUGAUAUUUGUUCCUGCUUCUUCUAGGCUUCAAUAGUGAGACACAAGUGGUAUCUUCUCUUAAACAUUUUUUUUUUUGCUUGUUUUUCAAUAAAAAAAAUACAAGAUAGAAGUAUGGUGCUCAGCGGCCAACAGAAUAUCAUAUUUGUAGACAAAGUAUAAAUAUUUAAAAUUUACUGUUUUAGUUAUAUUCCAGCUCUACCCAAAUUAUCUGCUGCAUGUUUCCAUUAUAGUGACAUUGAUGGUACAGACAUUGUCCUGACAUGGUCAUCAUGUGGGUCAUCCAAUAAGUCAGCCUUCCUGUUCUAAAAGAAGAUAACCUGGAAACCACCAUUGUCAAGGAUACUUGCAGGCCAAAACUAAGCCCAAUUCAGCCGACCCAUGUUGAACUUUUAUUACUUGAACUCAGGUGAUCUCACAAGCUCAAAUUGCUGACCAGUUUAUACUAUGGAGCAACCUAGAGAAGCAUCAGUGUUUAACAUUGAACUUGCAAGAUCAUGGGUUGGUAAGGAUACAAUGAAACAAUACCAUAGCAGUGGUAGGCAACCAUUGGCACUACAGAAGUUGUGGACAAUAUUUUAACUGAUGCCUUGUCAGGAUUCUGGCUACAAAAGUAUUGUGGGAGAUAUAAUCCACAACAUCAGGAGUGCCGAAGAUUGUCAAUAGAGCAAUGGUUUAAAACGGCACUCAUAUAACAUCAGACCAGAUAUCGCCUGGAGGUUUCCUUGAAAAGUGAUGAUUUAUGGAACAAAACAGUCAUACAUGGCAGUAAAUUAGACUACAUAGGUGCAGACAGGUAUUAUAAAAAAAAAUACAGCAAAAUAAGUCUACACACCUUUUAAAAAUAGGGGUAAAGAGCAAAAAAAAAAAAACCCCACAAAAUUAAAGGAUAGCUGGACACUUUGUGUGUCUACUACCAACUCUUCCUAAAACUUCGGUUCGGACAAAACAAAUUUAUAUUUCGCCCAAAAGUUUUCAGACAAACAAAAAUUUUGGUGGUGCCCCUACCCAGUAAAAGGAGUUGCGAAGCCCUGUGAUUUGACCCAUUAUGCCAUUUCAGAACUGUUUUCUAUGGCAUCAUACGGAGGCAGAUUCAGAGUCCAAAUUCAGAAGGGACAGUGGAUUCAGUAGAUACAUUCUUUCAAACAUAGAUACAAGCACUUACAAACAUUUUACUUCUGCAAUAACAUCUACUAAAUACGGUUUGGAGUUGGUGUUCGAAACAAUUCUGGGAGUCCUACGGAUAAGUAUUUUUAGAUUUGAUUCUAGAAGGAAUGAAAGUUAGGUGAUUGCAUUAUUUAGUGGGUCAUGCACAAGAAAAUAUGAGGGUGGAUAUGGAGCAGUACUUUAAAUAUAGAGUAUAAAUGUGAUAGCUGAGAAAUGUCGAUUAUAUAGGAGUUACAGAAAUCAAGUCAGAUCUUUUCUGAAUAUAAAUGCUGCACAUAGUAGAUAGAUUUUAUAACAUCUCAAUACAGUAGAUUUGGACAUGUGUAGACAAGAUUGUAAAUGUUUGAUUAUUUUGUUUAGUCUAUAACUGAAGUGUUUAUAAGUUUAGAAUGAUUAAUUUUUGUGAAAUAAACAUCACUACUGUGAAUCAAAAAUCUUUUGGCUUGCUGAAUAAAAGCUGAAAAGUCGAUGCAGUAUCCUAUUUAAAGCCUCAGAGAAUUUGCUAGAAAAGUAUAUCCUUGGAAAAUUCCAUAGCUAUGAAUAUAUAGAGAAACUGCAACAUGUCCUUUGUUCUUUAAAGUUCCCAGAAUAAAGUCAGAUAAGAUAUUGAGAUGAUGCAUUUCUUGGUGGACAUUCAAGGCCACGUAACCAUACACCAUGCAAUAUUUCAACUGCUUUGUGUUGAAAGAAAAAUACGUAACUAAGUUAUGUACACCAAAAUACACUAAGGUAUGUACACCAAAAUCGGUAACAAAACUAAAGAUUGCAUAGUUACCUAGUCAUAUAGGCUGAAAAAAAGACCCCAGUCCGCCAUGUUUAGCCUUCCCAACAUUUGUUUCUGUGAUUGAUCAUAAAUAAGAAAUUGAAUGUUCCUGCUCACUUUUAGACUUUAGACAUUUGCUAUUUCUUGAGGUGGUUUAUUAUGUCAGCAUUUAAUCCUCUGUAGUGUACCUCCUAUAAAUAGAUUUUAUAAUGGGAUAGAAAUUCCUAAAACAUGCCUACUCAACAUGAGACACUGACCUUGGACUGUGACCUAAUAUUCCCAUUCAACCUCAGGUCCUAGCACAAAUUAAUAUAAUUAAAGUCACUGUUAUUUAUAUAGCGUCAAUAUACUCUGCAGCCCGGUAUGGUAGGAAAUAAGACAAACAUUUAAUUGCAACAAAACAUGUAUGACGUACGGGAACAGUAUGAUAAAAAUAAACUGAAACAAGCUCACAAUCUAAUACAUAGUCCAUCUCAUCACCUUGUGGCACUAAGGGACAAAGUGGGAUACUAUAUUUUACGAAAACUUCUCCAACCCUGCUAUUUUUGCCUAAAACUUGUAGCACCGUUAUAAACGUUCAUGAAUCCCUAUAGCUUGCCAUUCAUACAUAUAUAUGUAAGGCAAUAUGGCAGUUUCAGUUAACUGCUCUCAAUGCACUUUACAAGACCAUGUUUGUGAAGUGGUUGGCAAAGAGUAGUUUGAGUGUUGCUCUUGAGACAAAAUCAGCACUCACUACAAUACACAGUGAAAGAUAAAUAGAAUUCUGCCGGUUAUUCUCAUGAGUCUAUACAUUCCAAAGCAGUGAUUCAGUGGGUGAUGACACACAAGGCACAUUUGCUAAUUGAGCCGCACCACAAAUAACCUCAUGUUUCAACAGUGGAUGCAUUUCUAACACUCAGGUUAAUUGGCAUCGUCACGGUAAGAUCAUUAGUUGUCUGACAAACAAGUCAUUGAAAUAAACAAGGAAUUUAACAGAGAUCUUUAUCUCCGAUCAUUGUAGAUCACCCAAGUGAUGCACCUUAAACAAAUUAAUUAAGUAUACUGCCAGUAAAGAAAUAAAUCUGGAUUAUAGUUAGUUAUCUCUCUCUGCGCUAGCAAUGUUUACAAUCUGAAACCGGUAUUAAUGACAAAUGUAGCUGGUUAUUAUGUUAAAACAGUGUGGCCAUGUGUAGUUUCUUUUCUACACCAAAUAGAAAAAAAGACAAAAGAAAAAGGAUAAAUAUGAUUUAAAUUAUUUGGAUAAAUAAUAAAACAGUGGAAAAAAAAAACACAUAAAUUAGAAUAAAAUAGAGAGUUAAAAGGAUCUCCCCAGCUGGCCCUUGCAGGGCUGACACUGUUUGAGUAUCGACCCAAAGACGGGGAUCCACAGUGGUGGGAGAUAAAAGAUCUCCUUCACUGGCCAUCCCAUUAUAAUGCUGAGUAGGUAGGAGGAGUAAGCCUUGAAGCUUUGCCGUCUGCACCUCUAUCCUGGAAACACUAUUAGAGUGUUUCUGUGGGUUACCACGGCAAUGCACUGAUACUUUUCACAGGUCGUGUGGAAGGAGCUGUCUGCCCCUACUGAUGCUGUAGACACUGGGCCACCAAGGUAAAGCAUUUCCCCCUCCCUGGCCCAAGCUGAACAAGUGUUAGAAAAUGUAAUCUUGUUUUAUUAAUUCAGUUGGCAUCAUCAUUAAUUUAUUUAUUCUUUUUUUAAUAACUGCCCAUCCACACUAUAGACCCUGUCCCUCCCACACUCACAUUAGAGCAUCUAUACACACUCACACACUAUAGUCACACACUUCCCCUCACACAUACACUGCAACUCCAAUCUACACACACCAUACAGCCCCUAUAUAUCCACACUCUAUACGUCACCUGUACUCUCACAAAAGGCAAACACCAUAUACCACACCACACACAGCCCUCUGCAAACUUCAAUGCAAACAGCACCCUGAACUGGCACAGAACGCCACAAGCAAUUUCCCACUCACACACAACUCACAAACAGCAUCCCUCUCACGCAACUCUGUAACAAGCAGUAUCCCCAUACACAAAUCUCCGAUCAGCCGCCUCAAAAACACACACAACACUAAAGGCUGUCUUCCCACACAUGCAGAGCCUCAAGCAGCCUCUCCCUACACAUGCAUCCUCCAAAUGCAUAUAACACCACUGACAGUGGCGUACAUACCGGGGCCCUGCGACUCGGUAUGCACGCCAGUGUGGCCAGCCUCUUCUCCUGGGGGGCCCAGGAGCUGGGCACCUCAGGGCCCCCCGAGGCUGGCCCUGGUGUCACCGGGUGGCCGGUCCUGCGGGUGCGCGAGGGAGUAUGACAUCAUAUUCCGGCUCCGACAUCAGUACACGGGGCGAGGGAGCUGGGCAGAGAGUGCUCAGGGGAGAGUGCUCCCUCGCGCGCCCGCCAGCCAGACAGCCCACCUGGUGACCCGCCGCCCAGUAGCACCACUGGACCCCAGGGAAUCCCCUCAGCUCUCCCAAAGGUAAGAUUUUUUUAAAUUUAAAAAAAAACAUGUGUAUGUGUGUUAGUGUGAGUUUGUGUGUGUUAGUGUGUGUCUGCUAGUGAGUGUCAGUGAGUGUGUUAGUUUGUGUCUGUUAUUGAGUGUGUGUCUGCUAGUGAGUGUCAGUGAGUGUGUUAGUUUGUGUGUCAGUGAGUGUGUUACUGAGUGUGUUUGUGUGUGUCUAUUAGUGAGUCUGUUUGAUGUCUGUUAGUGUGUCUGAGUCUGUCAGUGAGUAUGUAUGUAUGUCGCUGAGUGUGUCUCUGUCAGUAAAUGUGUGUGUCUGUUAGCUAGUGUGUAUGCAUCUGUGAGAGUGUGUGUGUUUAAAACCCCUUCAGCACUUUCUCCAGCACCAGACUCCCUUGGCGCUGGAGAUCCCUCCGCCCCGAUCCGCCUCUCAGCAAGAGCCGCACGCGCGAUGUUGGAUGUAACUGACGAAUGGGUUUACUCAUGAAGUAUGGUUCAAGACAUACAUUGAGGGCCAGGAGACCCUUUCAGGACCAGAAAGCUGGGAAACCUCUGACCCUUUAAUGCCUGCAGAUUCAGAAGACUGGUUAUCUCCCACAUCUAUUUCAACAGGGUACUCGACAUCUCCUGGCCUUCAAAUUCCCCUUUAACUGACAGCCUACUUGGUGGAGGAAGAGGUAGGGGCUUUAAUGGACCCUAAGUUUAAUUACUUAUUGGGGAGAAACAGAGCCUCUCUAUCUAAUUACAUGCCGGGGUCUUGCAGACCUCAGCAUGUGGUAAUUGUUAGCUUUCAAUGCCAUAGAGAAGAGCAGUUCAUUAAUCAGGAUCUAAUUGUGCAAAAAGAGAGAAACUGCUGAACAGGAAGCAAGGUGAAUGAAGUACAAACAAAAGAAGGCUUUUCAAGGAAAAAAAGCAGGCCCAAUAUAUUCAAGAUGACAAAUGUAAGCUUCCCAACUGUCCUGCCUUCAGUGGGACAAUCACAAUUUCAGGGUCCUAUCCCACCAUCUCGAUUUUGUCCCACAUCCGGGGAAACUCUCCUCAUGCAGCACAGCUCGAGUGCAUCAUUAGAUGUGCAAGCGCUGUGACGCGGGCACUGGGAACAUACACUUCAGCCAUGCCUUUUGCACGGUCGUGUAUGUAGGGGCCACUCGGGAGUCUGACUGUGAAUCUAGUGUCAAGUGUCAGUGGGUGGUCUCUUUUACUUACUAGCUGGCCUGGGAUUUAUAGGCAUCACCAGUGACGCAAGUUACAUUACCAAUGAUGCCCCUAGGUAGGGCUGCUCCUCUACAUGAUUCCACCCCAUCACAAAGUUGGUUGAUAUGCAAAUAGACAUGUGAUCUAAUAUAUGUUUACAACAUAUGAAACAGUUUUGGGCAAGAAGGGGACUCUGACUAAAUAGUUUCUAAACUAAGCCAUUGCUUUGAGAUUAGAGAGCUUGGAGACAUCACUCAUCACCGUGGUAUUAAAAUGGAAACAGAAGAUGAUGGGAGUUACCAAGUCAAUCAAAGUCAGAAGAUGACUGAUAUACUACAUGGCUUUGGUAUGCACGAUGUAAGAGAAGCAAAAAUAACUAUGUAACUCAGUCACCAAAUAAAUAAUGAAACCGAGAAUCCAUUACCUAACAAUAAUCAAUUUUGCAAGAAAACUGAGGAAUUUCUACUCACAGGUAAUGUUACAAGACCAUAUAUUGCUACAGUUGUAGCACACUGAUAAAGGGACUGGAAUGCUGUAACAUGGGCCCUGCAGUACUUAAAAAGCACAAUCCAAAUUAAGUUAUGACUGCCAGCAGUUUUUAAUCCAAAAUUAAUCAGAUUUGUAGGUACUGAGUGAUCCAGAGACACCUGUGAACUAGAGUGGUUACAACUUUCAGUAUGAAGAAGAAAAUACCCAGGCCAGUUCAUUCCAAAGUAAGCCACUGUUACACCUUCUUCAGCUGAAACAUGUACACAGCAGGAACUGAAGUGCUCAGGAUAUUUGGAUCUCUAAACUUUGGAUUGGACAUGUCAAAUUCAAUAUCAGUUCUUGAUUCCAAUCAAGUUUGAAAAGCAGAAAAAGGGAACUGGCUCACUGAAAUAAGGUAACUGUGUGUGUGCUAACAAGGCCUCCUUCAACAACAGAAACUUAAAGAUAAGAAAUGCUGCAACACCAGACUUAUAUUGAUAGGAGAAUUUUAUUCUACUAACAGUGGACUUGGGUCCAGUUUUGGUGGAAUAAAAUUCUUCUAUCAAUAUAAGUCUGGUGUUGCAGCAUUUCUUAUCUUUAAGUCAAUCAAGAUUGAGAGGAUCAGUUCCAGGAUCAAUUCAAGAAACUUGCAAGAACAAGGAGGUAUUGUGAAGGAAUGUCCAUAUGAAGAGAUGACUGCAUUCACCAUUUCCGAGAGUUCAACAUUGCAACUACAGAAAAAUACAGCAGUAGGUAUGCUGUUGAGAAGGAGUUUUGGAGUUGUAAGAUCAUUGAGAGUGUUUGGGAGAUGGAGAUAUAUACAUCUCUCCAAGUAUUUAUUUCUCAGGCUCUGCCUCUUCUUCUCAACCUCUCUCUGUUGAUGUUCUCUAAAGUUCGGUCCUUGGUCCCAUAUUGUUCUUGGUCUAAACUGCCUCCCUUGGUAAACACAUCAGCUCAUUUGACUUCCACUAUCAUUUCUAUGCAGAUGACAUGUAAACCUAGCUGUCCUCUCUUGAUCUCUCCCCGUCCCUCUUGACUCAUUUCACUGGCUUCCUCUCAGCAUUUUCCAACCUGUUGGCUGCCCACUUUCUUGAACUUAACCUGUCUAAAACAGAACUUCUGUUCUUUCCUCCCUAAAGUGUUGCUACUCCCGUGUCUGUCUGUCUCCAAGUUAACGGUGCUACCAUCAGCUCUACCUCGCAAGCUCGCUGCGGCAGGAUUUGACAGUCAACUGGACAUGACUCCUUCACCCCUCAUGUCCAGUCGACUGUCAAAUCCUGCCGCUUCCAUCUCAAAAACAUAGCACGCAUCCUCUCCUUCUUAACGCCAGAUGCAGCUAAGUUGUGGAUCCAUGCUGCUAUCCUCUCUCGCCUUGACUACUGCAAUCCGCUUCUCUCUGGUCUUAUGUGCAACCAACUUCCCCAACUACAGUCUAUAAUGAAUGCCGUGUCGAGGCUCAUCUUCCAUGCUUUCUCCUGUCAGUCCCUGUAUUUGCUUCCCAUAGGCAGGGCCGGACUAAGAAAAUUUUAAUCACAGCGGCCCACUAAGAAGGGGACGAAGCAGAGAGGGUGUGUUUUGUCAUCACCAAUGACAAGCAUGCCCCCUCUCAAAGUGAGCAUGUUGGUUCAAUGCUCUUCCAGGGCAGACCUGGGCUGAGCUCUGCUGAAGAGCUCUAGCAUGAGAAAAAGUCCCUGUAUUUGUUCUGCACAGCUUGCGCUGUGUUUCCUUGCAACUUGUCUCUGGUGUCUUUAUAAAUGGGAUGCCAGGAGACAAAAGGGCCAGGAAAGCAUAUUGUGCAUGUGUUUGGAGCCUGCUUGUGGGAUUGCAUGUGUGUAGAGUGAGCUGAUUGUGGUGUGAUAUUGUGUAAUAAGGUCGGUUUUAGUUGUGUCAGGGGAGCAGUGUUUGUGUGAGGGGUGCUGAUGUAUAUAUAUAUAUAUAUAUAUAUAUAUUUGGAAGUAUUGUGUGUGUGUGUGAGUGUGAGUGGUGCAGUGUGUUGGUGGGGUUCUGUGUGAGAGGUGCAGUGUGUGAGUGAAGGCUGCAGUGGGUAUGUGUGAGGGGUGUAGUGAGUAUGUGUGUGUUUGAGGGGUGCAGUGUGUGUGGGGGGUUGCCGUGUGUUUGUGUGUGUGAGGGGUAAAGUGUGUGUGUGAGAGGGGUGCAGUGUGUGAGAUGGAUGCUGUAAGUGUGAGGGGUGAAAUGUGUGUGUGUGUGUGAUGUGUGUGAGGGAUAUUUAUUUGUACUAAUUAAAUAGCUUUAAAAAAAAGCCAACAUAGUAUUUUCCAUAGAGUCCUUUACACUUAAGAACCAACCAUGGCAUGUCAUGCCAUGUGUGCAGUAGAGCUUGCAACUUGUUGUUCAGGCCUUUGCACAGGCAUUCAGGGAUAAUUAAAUACUAUGUCUCUCCAGCUUAUUAAUUGGUGAUGGCUUCUAACUUUGCAGCAGAGUCCUUAACUGAAUCUUUACAUAUGUUUAAGUCAUUUGGCAACACUAAGUAACUGCUCUGUUUUCUUUCAUUGCAGACAUACCUCUAUGUCUACGUAACGCAUGCAGUGAAUUGGGAAUGACUCGAUGUGCUUAGAUUGAUACUUUUUGGCUCUUUGUGUUAGAAGUAUUUUUUUGGCAGCCACAAACCACAUUUUCUAUUCAGUUCUCUGGCGCAUAUACAGAUCCUUUCAUUAUUUCACAGUUUAUUGAUUCACAUUUUCCAAAUGAUGGUUUUCAAAUCCACAACCCGGGGUAUUUCCUCCAGGCUCUCUUAUCCAGGUUAAAAUCAACAAACUCUAGGAAGCAUGACGAAGGAAAAUGGUGAAGCCAGCCUUGUGCGUUUACAUUGGCAUGGCUAAUGCACAUCUGACCAACCCAAGGAGAGGUUGUGGUCAGUCAUUUUAAGUUACAUUUGUAAGGAGUACUCAGAUACAGAACACCUUAUAGCUGACUAGAUGAAUCCUGGUCUGUUUCUUUAUUACUUAUGUAUAUUGGGUAAACCAGGGAAGGUCUGGCAUCUAUUGGCCUGGAAGCGGGGCAGGUAAGGACAAACAAAUGGCCUUUUUGUGCACAGAACUCACAGAUCUCGAUGUGAACAUUGUAUACACAUGGUGCAUGCAGCAUUUAGGCUUGACAGAUUGAGGCUGCUGGAGUCAUGUUGUGUGACAUAAUAUGUCCCUGCAACCUCCAUGAGUAUGAUCCGAAUAGCAUUAGCUUUUACACAGAUCUGAUCCCCUCGAGUAAACCUCUGUUUGUGUUGGAACAACUGCAAAAUCAAAAAGGUGAUGUAUAAUUAAACAAGCACUGGUGUAGAACAUAAAAAAUUCAGAAGGGGCAUUUAAAAAAAAUAAUAAUUCAGGAAUCAUACAGUUAAUAUUUAAAUACAUAGUUUUGUGGGGAAAAAAAAAGUCAAAUAAUACAGUUAUUUUUCCUUUCAUUGCCACUCAAUGGUGUUGUGUAAGAUUAACUACUUAUUGCAGCAUGCCUUGCAUCCACAGGUUUCUUAUCCUAAUUAACAUUUAAACUCAGGCUUAGCCUGAAUUAGGAAUCCAAUUAUCAAUUUUAUAAAGUAAUCUCUCAUUUUUUUACUUUUUUAUUUUUAUUUCAUUUAGGUUUUCAAAAUAAUGGGAAAGAUAAAGAAAAGAUGGGGGGAAAAAAACAAUAAGGGGGAGAACGUAAAUAGGGGGAACAAUUUUGCCAUUUUCCAAGGAACAAUAGUGGAUUCAAUGUUUCAUAUUUAACUUAAGUGAUAACAAAACAAACACAUUUUGGGAAAAAAAUUGGAAACGCAUUUUACUAAGCUAACAUCAAAUCAUGCUUUGUAAACAUGCCAGCAUUAUAAGGGUUAACUCCAAUAGGUUAACUCUCAUUUUCUAUGCAUUUCAAUAAACCUAGAUACAGUAGCAAUACUUAGAAAAAGAGAUUGUUGGCCAACAAGUAACCUUUCUGAAAACCGACAAUCAAGCGCCAUACAACCUAAAAUAGCUCUGCACAAAGCCAACAUAAGAGGAAAAUUGCAAUGGACUUGCACACAAAUUGGUACUUUUUAUAUUGCAUAAAAUGACUGUGAUUAAAUAUAAGUAUAAUUAUAUACAAUGUUGGUGAUAGUUUAAAACAUGGGUAAGUGGCCUUCAUGAAUAUGCUUGAUAACAUAGACCAGGCAAUGAGCUAUUAAGAACUCCAUAAGGAAUAAUGAAAUGAAUGGCAGGAGUGAAUGAAUUCCAUUGUGCCUAGACACAUAAAACAUGUCUAAUAUCUUUAACAUUUUCUUUCACUUGUCUGUAGUUCAUGGGAUAUAAAAGGGAUACCACAUGUUGUAAAUUGCCCUCCAUUUUCAAAGUGAUCUGGGUGCAGCUAUCAAAUUGUAUUGAAGUAUAAGAAUUACUCUUUUUGGUUCCACUCCACCUUGCCAAAUAUUCUGAAAUUAAGGGCUCUGUUGCUUUGGCUUAAUGAAGCAUUUUCAGUGUAUAGAUGAUGCCCCUGCAAUCUCACUGCUCAAUUCUCUGCCAUUUAGGAGUUAAAUCAUUUUGUUUAUGCAGCACUAGUCACACCUCCCUGCCUGUGACUUACACAUCCUUUCUUAACACUUCCUGUAAAGAGCCAUAUAAUGUUUGGACUUCCUUUAUUGCAAAUUCUGUUGAGUUAAGACUUUUUUUAUCUCCUGCUCUGUUAAUGGGAUUAAAGUUUAUUUUCCAGUGAAGGAGAUAAAAACUUUUAAAGUUACAUCUGACUGAAACUGAAACUCUUUUGUUUUCAUGCAGGCUGUGUCAGUCACAGUCAGGGGAGGUGUAGCUAGGGCUGCAUAAACAGAAACAAAAGUGAUUUAAUUCCUAAAUGGCAUAGAAUUGAGCAGUGAGACUGCAGGGGCAUGAACUAUACACCAAAAAUGCUUUAUUGAGCUAAUGUUUGUGACUAUAGAGUCUCUUUAAACAGGCUGGUAAGGUGAGAUAAGUACCAGGAACCUUGGCCAUUGUUCCCUGUAAUCCAGUCAGUCUUAAUAGCAGACUUGCAGAAACAGUUAUGGAGGGUGCAAAGCUCUGUCUCAGCUCCUCCAGUGUCUGUGUGUGAGUCUGGACAGGAAGUGGAAGGGAUCACUUCCCAUCUGCCCACUAACAGCCUCUCACACAGAAAGUUCCUUGCAGGAGAAGCAGGGCAAGCUCUGAGUGAUGCACACUGUAUAACAGCUCCCGCAGCUCUAAUAUCAUCAGUGUGCCUGAACUACAGUAGUCAUAGAACGGGGAGUACUUUAUAAAUAACCCUUCAAACUGCAGCACUCAAAGCCUAAACCUGAAAAUAAACCCUUUACUUUUAUCUUAUGUGUACAACCUCUUAAAAACUAAACACCUCAUGUACAACAGUACAGAAUUUAACGUAUUCUAGCCCUAAAUUCAAUAAUCCUAAACAGCCCUUAUAUUUUAAUUACACUCCCUCAAGAUGUUAAUCUUCUUAUCACUAAACACCCUAUAACAUUAUCUUUAACUAUGCACGCAUUGCACACUUGCAUACACUCACUACACUCACAGAUUCACAUAAUAAGAACAGAUUACAAGCAGAAUGGAAAUAUGCAAAUACUUUUAUAUAUAUUACAUUUUCAGAUAUGAAUUUUAGAUGUUUUAGGCCUGCAAUGUUCAGUUAAAAUAUUCAUUACACAUACUUUAUCUGCCUUAUUUUGAGGUUGGGGAGUAGGGGGGGCCUUAGAAUGUUGAGCCUACAGGCUCCUGACAUGUAAAUCCAGCCUUGACCACAAUCACACUGCUCAAUGUGAGAGGUAUGCAACUCAGCCAUAGUCAGAAUGGCUCUUUUAACCUGUAUUUUGUAAUUCAGUUAGUAACCCCUGACAUUGCAUAUACUGUAUCUGCCCUGGGCAGAUGUUUAUACAACUGUUUGACUUACAAAGAAAAUAAAAUGACUCAAACAAAUUGAAAUAUGUCAUGCUUAAAUUAGCAUGUUAAUGCAUUUCAUAUACACAAAAGUCAAUAACAAAAUUAUAUAUAAGUAUAUGUUAGCACUCCAGUAAGGGUACCACAAUCUUUUUUAUUUUUUUUGGCAUAAUUAGAAAUCUCUACAAAUUAGGUUUUUGGCUUUUUUUUGCCAUCUUUUGGAUCAACAGCAUAAAAUAAUGGGUUUCAAGGGUUAUACUUGGAGGAUUGUAGUAUUUUCAACCCUGAUUUCUAUGUAACUAUGUAAGUGAAAUUCAUAAAUAACCGUGUAAGUGUUUAUGUGAAUAUUUGUCCAGAGAGCAUUUUUUGCAAUACGUACUGCUGAGCAGAGUGAAACACUGCCAUCUACUGUCAAUUACUGGCAUUGUUGUAGUAUGGAUAACAUACUGAUGGAGAUUUCCUAAUUAUUAUUAUUUUAUUAUUUAUAUAGCGCCAGCAAAUUCUGUAGCUCUGUACAAUGGGUAUAAUAUUGCUACACACAUUCCUGUUUAUAUUUCCUAAUAUUGAUACACACAUUUCCCGUUCUUGUUUUGUCUGUAUUGCUCAUGCUGCUUCACCUUGAAUCUUUGCAGUAUAAUGGUUUAUGUGUGCAAGGACCAAUGGGUCUUCCAGGUCGAGAUGGAACUCCUGGAGUGAAUGGAAUCCCCGGAACUCCUGGAAUUCCAGGUCGUGAUGGAGCAAAGGGAGAGAAAGGAGAAUGCAUGAGAGAGAGUAUAGAAGAGUCCUGGACCCCCAACUUCAAGCAAUGUGCAUGGAACUCCCUGAACUAUGGCAUAGACCUUGGGAAAAUUGCCGUAAGUAAUAAUUUAGCUAUGACGUCUACUAGAUAUUAUUACAUAAUGUGACGGGCUCCUGCACUCUGAGUGAGUUCCUCUAUUUAUAUUUUUCUGCCCACCUCCCCUUAUCCAUUGGCUUAUUUUAGUUUUUCUGCUAUCAUUAAAGCGGCUAUGUCAAUUUUUUUAAAAUUCUUUGGACAUGUUGAAAUCUCCCCCUUCCCCCAGGCAGCUCCAUUUCUUAGUAGUGAAUAAUUUUUAAGCUAUACAUAAGGAAAAGUGGAGACUACUUUUCUUUAUCUAUAACCUCCAGGUUGACAAAAGUUGACAGAGGGUGAAACUUUGGUCUAGCUCCUCGUGCUUUGUCAACUUUUCUCAUUGCUUUUCAAGUUCUUACUCACUUCCUUCCUGAGUCGUGUCACUUCCAGCAGUGACGUGUCAUCAACUGCCUAUGUGGACAGUCAAUGUACUGGGCAUGCAUGUAAUAUCAUACGCACGCCAUUGGAAGGGCAGAGAAAGUUGUUUCCAGCUGUUUUCAAAAUGGCGACACAGAUGGAAGAAAAGGUGACUUGCACACUUGCACUGGUCCAGGGGCCACUAAAAAUGACACUAGGUCUCACACUUCACUUGUUGCAGCCUGGCUGGGUUCACAGGGCCACAAAGUAACAAUUGACAACUUAGCCUUCUCCUCUUUAGAGUGAUCUAACUAUUCUGCUGGCUGCAGCAGUGCCAGUGGCGUGAUACGUGACGUUUAGGUUUCUCAAUCUUCCAUCUCCCCCUUCCUUUUUCCAUUACCAAUUAAUACUGUAAUAAAUAUUCUUGUUAUGCCGGUACAUUGUAUUUCUUUACUUUCUCUUAGGAAUGCACAUUUACAAAGAUGCGUUCACACAGCGCAUUACGAGUUGUCUUCAGUGGGUCCCUGCGUCUUAAGUGUAAGACGGCAUGUUGCCAACGCUGGUACUUUACAUUUAAUGGAGCCGAGUGCGCAGGUCCACUUCCCAUUGAAGCCAUCAUCUAUUUGGACCAAGGCAGCGCAGAAUUCAACUCCACCAUUAACAUUCACCGAACAUCCACAGGUAUGAGUCAGAGGUGAUCUUUGAGAAUAAUUAGAAUUGUAUUUAGCUCUAGGGAUGCAUAUUUUUUAGUCUACUGCGCUUCAGGAAAUAGCUCCACACAUUGCAGUGGCAAAAAAUUAAUCAGUUGCCAGUUUAGCUACUCCUAUAUAACCUUGUUUUGCUCUUCACAAUUUGAAUACUAAAGUUUAUUCUAUUGGGUUUUCAGCAUUUUAAUACAGAAGUCAAAUAGAACAUGGCUCAAAACUAUCAAUUUUUCUCUAGUAUGCCAAAUUUAUUAGAUUUACAAAUGAUUAAAUCGACAAGUCUGUUUUGUUUUUUCUAACUAGUAAGAUGACAGUGACUCAAUGUAAUAAUUCCUACAAAUUACUAUUUGUCUUUUUUAAUUUAGGAAUAAUAUUGUACCGUGUACUAUAGAUUUAACAUUUGCUGCACAGUUUUGUUUUUAUAAACCUGAAUGUUGACCUGCCAUUGUGGAUUAGGUAAAAAAAGAAAAGCGGGAUUAAAUAAAAAAGUUGGAAGGACCCUAGGAAUUGUAUAAAAAUGUUCACAAUUGGCACACAACUUUAAUAUUCAUUGUUUUUUUAAAUCCCUACUCUCCCCUGGCUGGCAUGGAGUGUGCGCAUGCACUCUGAGCUGGUGAAAUGGUCCAAUCAUAGGCUUAUUUAUGAAAAGCCUAUGAUUGCACUGCGUGUGGCCCCAGUGACAUCAGGAGGGAACACAUAAAAGUAGCGUCAGGGGCUUCGCCCAGUGCUGGAUUCAAGGCGAUUAAAACCUGCUUUUUUUAAAGGGUUAUAAUAACCCUUUAAAUAUUUUAUAAAAAGGAGAGUGUAGAAUAUAGACAAAUGUAGAUAUUAACAGUGUCGUUAAAAGGUUUAAGAUGUUUUGUUAGAAUGUUAGGACUAUAGAAUGUUCCACUAAUUGCAUCUGUAGUAUCUUUUUUUUUGUGAGUGUGGUUAGCUUGGGCCUCAAUAUUUUGAGUUUGUAUCAUACAGCUUUAAUUUCUUGAUCAUUCUUCGAUAAUAAAAUGUUUUGCCUGACUGAAUGUAUGUUCCAGAAGCAAAAUCAGCUUAUUGAUCAAAUUUAAUUGAUGUAAUUGAAGAUGUCACUUCUACCAACUUGUCAUGAUUAGCAUGAGAAUAUGAAAGCUAUCUGUGACAAAUUAGGUGUCCUGCAAUUGUAUUUGUGUGCAAAAUGUCCACUUGCUCCUGCUUUGUUAAUGUUACCACUGAACUCUGAGAUCUACUAUUAAACCCCUUUCUUCUAAAUUUCCUGUGUUCUAGUGGAAGGUUUGUGUGAAGGUAUCAGUUCCGGACUUGUGGAUGUGGCAGUUUGGGUAGGAACCUGCGCGGACUACCCAAGAGGAGAUGCAUCUACUGGAUGGAAUUCAGUAUCUCGGAUCAUCAUUGAAGAAUUGCCAAAAUAAACAGUAUAUUUUAGAUUUUGUAUGAAAAAUUAAAGAUUUGAAAAAAAUCCCAUGGGCAGCAAAUAUUACCUCUUUGGAUAAUCAAAAGAAGGUAACAGUGAACAAAAUCGUUUUCAACAUACUGUAUUAUAGAAAUAAAAGUGUUUUUGUGGAUUAUGUAAGUAUUAAUGAUUAACGGGAAUCUACUAAACGUUAUUUUGUCUACAUUUAAAAAUUUUAGAUUUAACAUCAUAUUAAACUUUAAAGUAGAUUGACCACUAAGAGUUUGAAUAAGGUUUGCUUGAGGCAACAGAAUUGAAUCCAUGUAUUUAUUGGCAAAUUGCCAGCAAAUAUGGAGGUAAAAUAAAUAUUCUUACAACCUUUUGCUCAGAAACAGUUAAAUGUUAACACGAAAGACAAUAGAUUCCGUUUGACGCGGUCCAUGUACCAAUAUACAGUCUUGAUGCGCACUAUAUAAAGCUGACAUCUAGUCGAUUGCAGGACAAUUGAAACUUAGAUCCUCAGCUGAAAAUGUAUUGGGAAAAAGUAAUGAUAGUUACCAUAUUUGUGUUUCUUUAGUUUGGAUGUUUGCUAAAGUAAGAUUUUAAUGUGAAUUUCAAAUUUAAAGCCAGAAUUGAAAGAAUAGCCAACUUUGAGAAUUGUAAAAGUUUGGCUAUUUUGAUCUUAAAUUUAAAAUCCAUUUUGAAUCCUCACUUUUAGUGAAUAACCCCAAUAAUGUUAAGUCAUUCUGAACCAUUGAAGGUCAGAACUGUUUGCAAUCGUUUUUUAAAUUUUUUAAUAAUAAAAAUAAUUAUAAACAGACAAUAUACAUCUUUUUUCUUGAAAUACACCACUCAUGGCUGGAAGCUUUGUCACUGGUCCUCAUUGAUUUGAGCUUUAUAGUAAUUAACCAUUCACAGAUUAUUCUUCUACAAAACCUUUCCCAAGAAGCCUAAAUAUAAAACCUUACCUGGUCUAUUCAUACCAAACCAGGAAUUGUGGAGAAUAGACAAUGGGCUUGCAGUUUUAAGCCAACAUGGCAAUAUGAACCUAUAAUUCAUCAGAGAUGUUGAUCCAGAACCUUGACAUAGGGCAGCGUUCUUCAAACAGAUCUUCAGGAAUCUGGAACUACCAACGUGCCAUGAUAAAAAAAAGACAGUCACUAAACUCAAAUUAAAGGAGGGAUAUAAUAUUUGGCCUGCAUUCAGUAUGGUUAAACCCUCUCAAAUCGUCCCCACAGACUGCAACUGAAGAAAAUACCAAAAUAGAUGAAACGAAGCAGUGUUCCCUGUUUCUCAAUGGAGGGUUGCUGAAUUCUACUUGAAUUCAGUGAGGCUGGUUAGCAAAUAGAGUUAACUUGGCAAUCUGUGUAUGUGAAGUUCUACCUGAAUUCAGAUGAAGGAAAGCCCGGCAGACCUGCUUUUGAGUUUCAAUGCAUUAUCUACCAAAUACAGAUGUGUUAAAAAAAACAAAAAAAAACAGUCAAAAGUAAUAAACUGAGCAAACACAAUAACAACCAUCUGACUCUUUAAAGCUAGGGUUACAUAUGACUUGUUACAUAUAGGUAAUAUGAGACUAGGGACAUUCAAAGCACCCUAAUCACUUCCUCAUAUUGUAGUGGUUCUGGUACAAGUAGUCUUUGUUUGCAUUCCCUGCAAUGUAGUGGUUAUGGAGGCAGGAGUACACUACCACCUCCUCCCACCCCCCCCUUCAGUCUAAGUAGUCAAAUGGUUUAGAACAGUUUAAAGUCUUACCUGCGGUCCGCAAGGAGCAGCUCUUGCCUCUUCUUUUUCGCACUGAAGACCUUGAAGCUCCUGUGGUGUGCUUCCAUUAUCCCCUCUGAGAUAAACCCUAAAGGGCAUGGCCAGCUUUUUUAUACUGCUUUGCAAAACCCCAAUGUUUACAUUGCAGUUCUAACAACUCCUCUAGUGGCUGUUACAGUGUGAAUGUGCGUGUGGCACUCGCACCGCAUGCACAUUAGGUACUCAAUGAUCCUUUAUGAGAAGCAUUGGAUUAGACCCUCACAAUUUUGUGUAUAGAUUGCUUGUCAAACUUAAAAUGUUGUACAUGUUGUUCAAUGUUGAUUUUUCACUUAUUUGUUCAGCCUUCAUAAAAAAAAUUUGGGAAACAAAAAGACUCAGUAUACAGUGUCCUUGAUCUGGUCAUAUUUCACAAAAAUGUCUAAAAUGUUAGCAUAAAAGCUCAAAUGCAAGGUUUCUCACAUACAGUAGGUGUGACGGAAAUCGAUAGCUAAAACGGUCAAAUACCUUGCUUACAGGUAUUCA